Pygocentrus nattereri (red-bellied piranha) is the source of this 2886-nucleotide messenger RNA. Its product is annotated as carcinoembryonic antigen-related cell adhesion molecule 5-like. The record is from RefSeq and is a predicted model, not a curated record. The transcript has 9 exons. Gene Ontology annotation, biological process: cell surface receptor signaling pathway. The coding region runs from base 24 to 1658 and encodes 544 amino acids. Gene Ontology annotation, molecular function: transmembrane signaling receptor activity. NCBI's taxonomy places the organism in Eukaryota, Metazoa, Chordata, Actinopteri, Characiformes, Serrasalmidae.
CAGUCAGUCAUUACGGGGACAGUAUGGAGUUCAGGUCUCUCUCUGUGAUACUCUUGCUGACUGUCCUCAUCCACAGUGGACAAACAGGAAAUCCCAAACCGACUGUGAGGGUGGAUCCUCAGAGCUCUGUCUACACUGGAGACACAGUUACUCUGACCUGUGAGGUGGAGUCUACUGGAUGGGAGUUUCUCUGGUACAAAGACUCUCAGCCAAUACAGCCUCAGAGUCCUGUAGAUAAAAAGACCAACACAGUCAGAGUAACAGUGUCUGACGAAGGAACAGCAGAGUUUAAAUGUGCAGCACGCAGGAAAAACUACUUCUACGACUACAGUUACCAACGCUAUGACGGCUACGACUACGACAACAGUAAGAAACGCUAUGUCUACUACAACGUCUACAACACACAUCGCAGUGCUCCAGCCGUGAUCACAGUUACAGCGAGACCAAAAGCUACAGUGACAAUACACCCAGCUGAUCCUGUGUUCAUCGGAGAGACAGUCACUCUCACGUGUGAUAUAGGAAGUGGACAUCAUUGGCAGUAUGACUGGUUUAAGGAUAGUAACCCUCUCAGUGAAGCUCAACAGAGGAAGGAAUACACCAUUUCUAAUGUUGCUGUGUCUCAUAGAGGAGUUUAUACCUGUAACGGAACACAGUCAACACAGCCGCGUUACUCAGAGACCAGUGAUGCUGUUACACUGACAGUAUCAGAAAAACCUAAACCUGAACUCACAUCAAGCCAUAAAGGAGCUGCACUGAUAGGAAAUCCAGUGGUUCUGUACUGUGAGCUGGAUCAGUCUGCUGGAUGGAGGUUUUACUGGUCCAAACACACACAGAGCCCUGAGAAUGAGACCAAGCCUGAAACACACUCCUACACCAUCAGCUCAGUCAGUGUCUCUGAUGGAGGACAGUACUGGUGCAGAGCUGGGAGAGGAACCCCAGUCUACUACACUCACUACAGUGAUGCUCUCUGGAUAAACGUCACUGGUACGACUCGUUCAGACUCUCUGACAGUCAGUCCCAGUAGAGCUCAACAUUUUAGUGCUGGCUCUCUCUCACUGAGCUGUGAGGAACAGAGUAACUCUACUGGAUGGAGAGUGAGACGAUACACACACAGUGAGACGGUGUCAGAUUGUUCAUCAGGCCUGGGAUCAGUUACAGGAUCUACAUGCAACAUCAGCUCCCUCAGCACAUCCCAUACUGGAGUGUACUGGUGUGAGUCUGAAUCUGGAGAGAGCAGCAAUCCUGUCAACAUCACAGUGACCAAUGGUGCUGUGAUUCUGGACAGUCCUGUUCAUCCUGUGACUGAGGGAGAUCCUCUGACUCUGCGCUGUUUAUAUCGUGACCCAAAGCCCUCAAACCUCACAGCUGAGUUCUAUAAGAAUGGAUCACUCCUCCAGACUCAGACUACAGGAGAGAUGACCAUCCGUUCUGUCUCAAAGUCAGAUGAAGGUCUCUACCACUGUAAACACCCAGAGAGAGGAGAGUCUCCACAGAGCUGGAUCUCAGUCAGAGAUGAAUCUAAAUCAGGAGCUUCAUUCUCAGUGUUCAGUCUGCUCAGUAGUUUAAUGGCAGCAUCUCCGUAUCUGCUGGUGUCCAUUGUGCUGAUGGUGAAAUGCUACAGAGCUCGAGCUAAACCUGAUGAGCUGAACUCAAUGUGACCCUUAACAGAAGCUGGAGCUGGAGAAAGUUUCUUUGGUCAUGGUUAUGAUCUUGUGAGAAGCCCAAGUUUGCGGUUUAGCAGUUUGCAUGGCUGUGCUUUACCUUUCAUAGUUGAGGAACAUGUUAAACCCCAAUUAGAGAUCAUUUCAUCUGGUAAGUCAGUAAUAGAGGUUUUUAAAUAAUGACUCCACUACCCUGUAUGAUCAGUUGAUAUAUUUGCUUUCCUAAAUUCUUUGUUUUAUUGUUAUUACUGUAACAAACUUUCUGCUGUCAGCAAAAAAAGAAAUAUGUAGAAGGUCUUGAUGCAGGUUAAUAUAAUAUUUUUGAUAUAUUUGAUAACUCGUAAAUUUCAUUAUGUGAGCUACAGUGUUCAAUCCCUUUUUUAAAAAUAUAUUUUUGUUUUAAUUUUGUUGUAUUUUCCUCUUAUUUCAUUGCCAGUCAUAUUCAUCCUUCACAGCUCUUUGUUUCAAAGGUAAACAAAACUGAGAUGUAAUUCUGUUCUGUCGGCUUUAGUGUUUAAUAAAUAUUAAUAAUAAUAUAUUUACAGUUCUCUUGUAACAAACUACCCCUCCUGGGUCUCUGCUGCAGUGCACAUGUGCUUUGGUUUGUUUUCUUUUCUGGCUCCACCCACUCCUCCAUUUCACACACCUACAGUUGAUCCUGGACUCAUUGGCACUAUUGAUCUGCAUUAGCUGAGCAGCAGUUUAGUCUUGAAACAGGUUUGGUUAAACUGGUAACAUCAGGAGUCCAAUAAGCAACUUUUCAUCAAAUUAAACCUGACUGCUCUGUCAAAACAAGCACGAGCCUAAAUAAUCCUUACUAAACACCAGCUAAACUGCAUGUACUGUCAAAUUACUUCAUGAUCAGCUCAACUAAAAUUGUGUACAGUGCUGUGUCUUUUGCCACUUUCCAGGAAUAAAGUUCAUGUUAGGCCUCAAAACUAAUGUAAAUAGUGUAAUGUAAUGUAAAAUGGGGGUUUUCCUUUGGUGUCUUUUAACAAAGUUACUCAAAAUAAGUGCUUGAUGUUGUUUUCCCACCUCAGGCUGUAAAAUCAGAUACCAUAAGCAGUUUUUUUCUGAAAUGUACUGCAUUUUGAUGACCCUGUAAUGAACUUUUAUGGAGCUGUAUAAAUGGCAUUUAAAAGCCUGUUUCAACUAAAUUCAUUAUUUUUCUAUAAAAUUCAUAUAAUUAUGAAAUACAUUUAGAAUAUUUCAAAUAAAAAAAAUU